AUGAGCACGUCCACUCCGACGUGCCAUAGUAAUCGUCCAUCUGCGCUCGUGACGCCUGCCAAUACCGACGUAACAGCGACGAUACAGCAUCCAGGUCCAUCAGAUGGUCACUUUACGUCGCCAUCGUUCGUGUCACCGGCGCCUACCAAUGGCUGCAAGCCACAAGACGCCCUCACGCUUUGUGACCAACUUAGUCUCAAGACGACCAAGCUAAAGUUGCCGCAAGUGCAAGUCGACGCUGCAACAACGUUGCAGCACCAAGUGACCUUUUCAGCCAAUCACCAUGCAACGCGGGUAGGGGUCUUGAAAAAACCCACGCGCGUGCUUGAAGAUAUUUCCAACACAACCAGACGAGACAGCUGGCGUCACGACGUGACGACGAAACGGAAAUUGGCGUUCUGUACACCAAUCAAGCCACUCGGACAAGAGACGAGACCAGUCGGGUACACGAGUUGUCCCACUCUCACCCGCUCUAGUGACACUAUAGUCACUACUUCUACUGCAACAACCCCGAGCUUGAUCACCUAUCGAACGGUAACAGCAACUCAAGUUCAGGCUCCAGCAACUCAAGAUCAGGCUCCAGCAGCUCAAGUUCAGGCUCCAGCAACUCAAGAUCAGGCUCCAGCAACUCAAGAUCAGUCUCCAGGAGCUCAAGAUCAGGCUCCAGCAGCUCAAGAUCCGGCUCUAGCACCAGUAGUUGCAUCACCUGUACCAAGUCAAGCGUCCAAUGCUGUCCAAAGUCGCUGUCCAGUAUCUCUCAAGGCACAAGAGUACCACUUUUCCGUGUCGUCGACCGUCUCAUCGGUCGCUAUCGCGCCCGACGGUUCCUUUCUCGUCGCUGGCUUUUACAAUGGCAUGGUGUAUCUGUACCCACUUACAACAGCGUCACUCUCGUUCCAACGUGGCGUGCUCUUGGAUCAGAUUUUACCUCGAGGCAUGUAUACUCAGAUCAUGGUGACGGUCUCCAUUCCCACAGACGGGCGGUUCAUCUUUGCCGGAGUUUAUCGUGGCUCGACGGACAUUCGAGCAAUCGAAGUGGACAGUAUCGAGCUCCCGUCACGGACGGAAGAUUUGUUCCAGGAAAGAGGCACCGUAAGGACCAGCCAUACCAAGGAUACGUCGAUGACGCUGCUGAGUGCUGACGACAGUGACGAGAGUGACCGUGAUGGGGACUUUUUGACGGAUGUUUUUCGAUCGCCGACUGCUCACGUCGUAGCACACACUUUUUCAGAUGCAAAGCUGAAAGGGUUUGCUGCUGCCAAGAGCUUGUAUCACGAGACGAGCGGGAAGAUGGAAUAUCGUUUACUGUGUGGGAUCGGCAUCAAAAAUGUGCACAUGUGGCGGUUUUACCAGAAAAAGAACAUGGGUGGUGCAGACUUGAAAUGGAGCUGGGAGUGCGUGUUUGACAAACAGACGAACGGUAUUUCACUGGAGUUUAUCUCGUUCCACCCGACGAUUGCGAACCAGUUCAUCUCCAAGUCUGAGCACCAAAAUGUGCGUAUCUGGCACCUUAAAGAAGACUACGACGCUGUAGUCGACUCAGUGACGAUCCAGAAACAAUCACACACUGACGUGAAGCAGACACUUGACUCGGUGGCGGUGUUCGGCGAUUUUGCUUACGGCGGAAGCGAAUCCCUUGCCGUCAUUGAUCUCCAAGCAGCGGUCCGAAUGGACUUGGACCUGCCACUAUCACGAAAGGAGCAACGUGCCCAGCGCGAAGCUCUAGUCAAUCUGAGAAACGCUAAUUCGCUACGUGCGUGGAAUCCCCGUGGAAGCCGUCGACGCGGUGCUGAGGAUACGAGUGGACAGCGUCACAUGCGGACUGUUAGUAAAAUUGCUGGACAAGAUGCUUCACCAUUUACUGUUGGUAUGUGCAGCGAUGGCAGUGUGUUUAUCCAUCAGCCGUCAAAGGAAACUGGGCUUGCGACACCACUGAACUACGUUGAAGGGUAUGAGCAGUUUUUUGUGGACCCAUCCUUGGACUUUCAAGCACAAUUCUCGGAUCUUACUCGAGUCAACACGAGUGGUCUUCUUGCGGUCCUCCCUUUUCCGGAAAUGGAGAAACAGAAAUGGAUGGUUGUAGCCGCCAAUCAAAACCAGCUUCUCGUACAGACGUUGGAUGCCUUCUUGCACCGCAACGAGCGCAAUAAAGAGUGUUUCGAAGUAAAGAGAGAUUCAGGAGAACUGAUUCGAGACCUUGGUGGAGCAGAGAGCUUCUCGGACAGCAGCAGUAGCAGCGACUCAGACAUCAGCGCUGAGAAUGCCGCGAAGGAGAAGCAUCGGCGUCAAAAAAAGUUGAACAUGGCUUUGAAGCGCAGUCGCCAGGACUUCAUGUUGAAACGCCAAGAAGCGGGGCAAAAUGAAGUAGUGGAGCGCAAACCAAAGCGGAACCGGCACGAAAGCAAGGAGUUCAAUUUUCGGGAGGAAAACGCUGUAAAGCCACGAGCAAAACGAAAAACAUCGCUGUCAGUCGAUAGUGGGUCACAGGAGACCGUUGACAACAAGCAGCUUGUUCUGACCGGUUUUCGAGGCAAGGUCGGCAAGCGCACGACACCGGUGGCCACUCCCAGUUACAGUACGCCCCGUGAUGGUGACAAGUUAUGGACAAGCGCAGCAUCUCCAGUUGUAUCGAUUUCAUCAUCGUCGGAUUCUUCACACCCUAACACCCCGGAGCAGCCUGGGCUGUCAAGACUGGAGCAAAAAUUGCUAGGUUUGAGGAGGCUAGAGAAGACUAUGCCCUGUCUGGCGACAGCCAAAUCACGACAAGACAACUUGCGACCGCUGGCAGAAUCUGCUGCCCACACGACCUCAGCCACGACUUCGUUGAGCUCGAGCAGGAUACAAGCGGAAGCCAUGGCGAUGAAUGUCAUCAGUGAAAGGAAGGCUAUGCGUCGAGUGCGAGCGCAAGCUUUGUUUACGGAUGAUGAGCGUAUUGAAGGUGGUGUCAUCGAAGAUAAUUGUGAGGUGGCUCGGACGGAAAUGAAGGACGCUGAGAAGGGGUCUCUGUCGUCAAAGAGGUCUACGGGGGCUGUAGUCUCCAACAAGCAAGCGUACAUAGGAUCGAGCAAGUCUGCGCGCUUGCAAGCAGAAACCCAGGACUCUAGUACGGGUGAGGAAAAGGAGCCGAUUGAAGCCGACAUUGAGGCGACGAAGUCUGGCAGGGAGAAGGACGUCGAAUUGGAAGAGGAACUCGAGCAACUAGAACGGUACGAGCCUGAGUUUAUGUUAGUACCACUCGUGAGUGACAAGGGCUCACUGCUGGCAGCGACCAUGUAUCAAUACGCUGAUCCCGCGUCCAGGAGUUGUAACGGCAGCAAGAUGUCGUCUAUUGCCGAUGUCGAUGUGGAGACUGACCGCGAAGUCGCUGCAACCGAGCAGACCAACUUGCUGAUGCAGUUCUCGCGCCAGAACGAGCGCCUCCGAAUGAAUUUCUUCACCGAACGUGAGCGUAUCUACAAACUUCCGGACUGCAGCUGCGCAUCGCCCGAUCCCUCGAAGAAAUUGUCAUCGGUCUCAACCAGCGGCAUGAAUUGGCGUCGAAAGGUGGCGUACGACUUCCACAAGCGGAAGCAGUUGAAGCGGCGCCACAAGAAGCAGCUCACGAUGAAAUUACAGCAGCUGCACGCUACCUACGCCUUGCAAGUCCAGGAGUUGUUUGCGAUGCAGCAGAUGGAAGCUAACGCUUAUCGGGCGCGUCAACAGUUCCAGCACCUUUACGUGCAACUGCGUCGUCAAACCGGCAAAAUUGACAGCGUUCCGCUUUCGUCCGCACCAGCUGCAGCAGAUCCGCUCAAGUACUCAGCGAUGCCUGACCAUCUCUCAGACGCCAGGUUCCCGUACUCGACUUUGCUGUCGAAAAUGGGAUCUUAG
Messenger RNA from Peronospora matthiolae, 3870 nucleotides. Lineage: Eukaryota; Oomycota; Peronosporomycetes; Peronosporales; Peronosporaceae. The record is from the annotation of a GenBank genome assembly.